CGAGCAGUGUGUUUGAAAUAGGGUCCGACCGCCGGAUCGGAGAAAGUGUUGGUAUUGGUAGUGAACGCCAGUGUACAGUGUACACCGUAAACUAAAACUAUGGGACUGUUUACUCGUUCCAUUUUAAUUUCAUAAUGUGCUGUGUUACACCCUAUUGUCUGUGACUCUUGUACCCUACCACUUAUUAUUAAGCCAAGACGAGCUAAUAAACGUUCUAUUUAUCGAUUUAAUCUUAAUUCUUCAGUCGUCAUAAUUAUUGCUCGAUUUUUGUGUUGGUUGAUUGUUUUUUUCUUAGAAGUUUACGAUGCCUUCAACAUAUUACCAGGUUUGGAGAUAUUUUUAACGAGUAGGUAAACAAGUAAAGCAUGGCAUCUGGCACGACGGAAUCCAUGUGCGAUCCAUGGUCGAGCCAGCAGCAAGAGCAAGAGAAAAAGAACAAGAGGAAAAUGAAGAGCAACAACAAUUGCUCGUCGAACGGGCACGGAGAGACCAGACUUGGGAUUGUGGACCUGGAAGAAAGGAGAUCACUUACCAACGAAAACGUCGACCUGCAAAUAACCUACAAGCCGCCGUGUAGUGAUGGUGACGGUGACGGUGACGGUGACGGUGAUUUUUCCGAUGAUAGUGACACGGAAUGUGGCUUAGGACCAUGCGCCCCUCACUGGUGCCAAAUGUUCGCCUCCAAACAAUCGUUUUUAAUAGUUUUCUGCAUCGCCUGGGUGCUCCAAGGGAUGUACCACACGUACUUUGUCAGUGCGAUUACUACCAUCGAAAAACUCUUUCAAAUACAAUCGAAAAUAACCGGCAUCAUCAUGAGUGCUACGGAGAUCGGCCAAAUCGGCUCAUCGUUGCUUUUGACUUACUACGGCGGCCAGGGACAUCGGCCCAAGUGGAUCGCAUGGGGGAUGGUUCUAUUCGCCGUCUCGUCCUUUACUUGUUCGCUACCCCAUUUCAUAUACGGCAGGCAAUUGAUCAACGCCAACGAUCUCACCGAUAUAACUAAGGAACCCAAUGUUUGCAAGUCCGCCCAAAUGCCAUGGGAAAACGAAACUUCGACACUAUCGACAACCUCAACCUAUACUCAACUGAUGACGGACUUUGAUGCUGCUGCUGCUGCUGCUGACUCAACUGCCAUCUCAACUACUACCUCAAUUCCGAAUAUUUUAAGGGCUUGCGACGAGGAUGAGUUCGUUACCGGCCACAGCAUUCAACCCUUGGUCACCAAAAUAGUUCUGGCCAUAUUUUUCAUCAGUUUGCUGGGGGUCGGAAUGGGCCAAACUGCCGUCUAUACUUUGGGUAUCCCCUACAUUGAUGAUAAUGUGGCAAGCAAAGAAUCGCCUUUGUAUUUUGCUAUAACUAUCGGAGUUCGGAUUUUGGGGCCUGCUUUGGGAUUCAUAGUGGGAUCAUUAUGUACCAGCGUUUACGCAGAUCUUUCUGUAGAUCCGAAAAUCGAAUCUUCGGACCCCAGAUGGGUUGGGGCAUGGUGGUUAGGUUUGGUUUUGAUAGGCGGAUUGUUAAUGUUAGCCUCUUUGGCUAUGUUUGCAUUUCCAAAAAGAUUAUCAAGUGCCAAACCCACUCCCAGAAUACACCAGACUAGUCGCAAACACCCUAGCAUAAGGGAUUUUCCUAAAACUGUGAAAAGACUCUUGAGAAAUGACAUACUUAUGUUCCGUACUGCCAGCAGUGUGUUACAUAUACUGCCAAUAGCUGGGUUAUACACCUUUCUCCCAAAAUAUUUGGAAUCUCAGUUUCGUCUACCGACGCCAAAGGCGAAUAUGAUUUCAGGUGUAGGAGGAAUUCUAGUAAUGGGCUUGGGUAUUAUUAUUAGCGGUGUGUUUAUAUUAAGAGUAAAACCAAACGCGCGCUUUGUCGCAGCCUGGAUUGCCUUUACCGCUGUCGUUUACGCAAUAGGAAUGGGCGUACUUAUGUUUAUCGGAUGUCCAAUGAACGAUAUGCCCGGCUUGAAUCACAAUGGGGGUUUUACUCAGUUCAAUCACACGCUAUGCAACGACACGACUUGCGAGUGCGAUUUGGAGAAAUUCUCUCCAGUCUGCGGCGUCGAUCAUCAGACGUAUUUGUCACCUUGCCAUGCUGGCUGCAAAAAUUUCACCAAAGUGGACGGUAAAAUUGUUAGCUACACCGACUGUACUUGUUUGAACUUGACCGACAUACCGUAUACAUUGGACGAAAGCGGUCAAUACACUGAAGACUCACUAAAAAACUUCACUGCCAACAUAGGAUACUGCGAAUUAGAAUGUCCACACUUUAUUUUAUACAUUACUUUGUUCUCGUUUUUUGUUUUCAUACAUUCUACCUCAGAGGUGGGAUCAAUGCUGUUAAUACUGAGGUGCGUUGAUCCUCGAGAUAAAGCGAUGGCUCUAGGCUUGAUACAGUUCGCCAUAGGGCUUUUUGGAAACGUACCCUGUCCUAUAGUCUAUGGAGCUGUUGUCGACUACGCUUGUCUAGUAUGGAAAAUGGCGUGCGGAGAAAAGGGCGCAUGUGGUCUAUACGAUUCCUACAUAUUUAGAAUGUUUUUCCACGGGACGACCGGUGCAAUAUUACUGUGUGCUUUUUUUGUUGAUGUGAUAGUUUGGUAUAAGGCUGGAAGUAUAAACUUCGUUGAUGAACAAACACCUUUAGAAGAGGAGAUGAGCGUUAUUCACGGAAAAAUUAAGUCUGAACCUGAAUAGCAUAAGGAACAGGUGGCAGAUCCUGAUCGGCCGCCAAAAUUUUAGAAACCCUUUAUAACUAUAUAGUUAGUGUAAAUAAGAAGUUUAUUCAAAUUAAUAAGUGUAUUUUGUUUUAUAAAUUGAUUUCUACAUAAUUUUACCAUUUUUUGUAAAUAUAUAUAGGAAGCAUCUAUGUAAUGAAUGUACAAUGCAAUGCCGAUCGAAAUGAUUCAAGUCACUUAGUAGCAAACAGGGUAUUUGUAAAUGUAAAUACAAAAUUUCUAAACAAAAACAAAAGAUGAUAUUUUUGCAUGACUUAGAGACAUUUUGCGCACUGUAUAAUUUUCACAUGCCGUCGGCUAUACAAGAUCUGAUAGAUGGAUUCAAAUACUGUGAUACUAUAUUGAUAUUCUAUACCAUUUAAACUUAUUUUUAUUUCACCUGUAUAGCAUAAAUUAUGCUGUGAUCCAAAUGAAAAAUCAACGAAACUGCCAUUUUUACUUGCAUUUACUGACUUUUUAUACACUUUACUGCAUCACAAUACAUAUAAGUUUAUAUUAAGCAAAACAGCAUUUAUACCACAGGAGAUAAAAUAAGUUUAAAAAAAAGCCUCAGAAAUUUUAACAUUAAACCAUAAAUUGGCAUAAUUAAAAAAAAUCAUGUUUACAUAUAUUUUGUCAUUACCAUUGAAAUUUAAUGUUGGACAACGACAUUGUUUUAUACGGAAAUUAGAAUUAAAUCAAAUUUUUUAGUA
This is a messenger RNA of Brassicogethes aeneus, 3423 nucleotides long. The record is from the annotation of a GenBank genome assembly. NCBI's taxonomy places the organism in Eukaryota, Metazoa, Arthropoda, Insecta, Coleoptera, Nitidulidae.